GUGAUUGGUCAGUGUCUGUGGUCGGGCCAAGGUGCAGAAGGGUGUGUUGAGCAGCUCUGCUGUUCGGGGACUGUCGGAUUGCAAUGGCGGAGUGUGAUGAUUUGGAUCGGGCGGUUGUGCAGUGGUUGGAAUGGGACAAGAUUAUGUUCCUGUGUCCUGGACUUCCAAAAUACCAGGAACGUUUUUAUCUCUUUCGACUUAAAAUUUCUCAUUUUUUCCAGACUUUAUCUUUUGCCCUGGCUGAUAAGGAAGGAGCCACAGUCAUUUUAGCAAAUGACCCAGAUGCUGAUCGGCUUGCUGUAUCUGAGAAACAAGAGAGAGGAGAUUGGAAAGUAUUUUCCGGGAAUGAGUUAGGUGCCUUGUUGGGUUGGUGGAUUUUUACUUGUUGGAAGAAGCAAAAUAAGGAAUCCAGUUCUUUGAAGAAAAUCUAUAUGCUGUCCAGCACAGUCUCUUCAAAAAUCCUCCAGGCAAUUGCACUAAAGGAAGGAUUUCAUUUUGAGGAAACCUUAACGGGCUUUAAAUGGAUGGGAAACAAAGCUAAAGAACUUAUAGAUAAGGGCAAUACAGUACUUUUUGCCUUUGAAGAAGCAAUUGGAUAUAUGUCAACUGAGUUUGUCCUGGAUAAAGAUGGUGUUAGUGCUGCAGCUAUUGUUGCAGAAAUGGCUAGCUAUUUGGCAACCAAGAAUACCACUCUAACCCAGCAGCUCAAAGCAAUUUAUGAAGAAUAUGGUUAUCAUCUUUCUGAGGCUUCAUACUUUAUCUGCCAUAAACCUGAGAUAAUCAAUCAAUUAUUCCAGAAUUUGCGAAAUUAUAAUGAAACAAAUCAAUACCCCAAAAUCUGUGGUUCAUUUGAAAUAUCUGACAUCCGAGAUUUAACCACCGGUUACGAUAGCAGUCAAUCGGACAAAAAGGCUGUGCUUCCUACCAGUAAAAGCAGCCAGAUGAUCACCUUCGCAUUCAAGAAUGGAUGUGUAGCCACAAUGAGAACUAGUGGGACAGAGCCGAAAAUUAAAUAUUAUGCAGAGUUACGUGCACCACCUGGAAAUAGUGAUUUCGAGAAGCUGAAGGAGGAGCUCAAUGACUUGGUGAAUGCACUGGUGGAGUAUUUCUUCCAGCCAGAUAAAAAUGGCCUAACAUCUCAACCCGCCUGAAAUGAAUUCUGCCAUUUCCGACAGUCAGUUUUGGCAGCGCACUAUUAACUAUUUCUAAUUGUGUCCAUAAUUCUGAAGCACAUGUUUUAACUUGAGAGGAAUAUGCUAUGUUGCUAAAGUCUUACUGAGAAAAUAACUCAUCUUGUAAAAUAUUUGUAGUAUUUUUGGGGGAUGGGGAUCGCUCUCUCAUGGUCCUGUUUGUAAUUGAUAGCACUGCAGGACCUAAAAAAGGAGGGACACAAUACUGGUUUUCCUUUGGUUAGGGAGAUAAUUGUCUUUUGAUGAAUAAGAAAUAUGUUGCUAAAUCCCUUCCAGUUGGGCUUUAGAUUUUUUUGAACAGAGAGAACUUUGCCUUUAACAAUGCUUAUUAACUUGCUACAGGAGGGCUUCUUUGUAAGAUGUGUGACUGCAGCUUUAUUUGGUAGAUUAAAAUAUUAUAUGCAAGGACUCUGUUGCAUAACCUUUGGAAUAUGUGAAGUUCCAGCUUUUAACUGUCGGGUCCAAGGACUUUACUUCUACAUACAUUUUACCUUUGGUAAUUCCUGGAUAACUUCAUAGCUGAAUUUCACACGUCUGUGUUAAAAGCUUUCUUUUUGAAAAUUGUGUGCUUUCAGUUCUGAGUUACUGCUUUAAUUUUGCAUGGAGGAGACAUAUAUUCUGCUGUAUUCCUUUUAAUUCAAUUAAAAAGAUGAUUUUGCACAUAAAAUCACUAUCACAUGCCUAAGUUCAAGAUAUCCCAUGAUUUUAGUUUACAUUCCACUGCAAAUCAAUGUUGCUUUUUAUUCAAACUGUAGCUUGUUUAAUUAUUUGAAAAAAAUCUUUUUGGAUUAGUAACUCAUGCAACCAAAACAGGUGGUUUAAUAAAAUUGUCACAGAAUUAGUGACCAAAAUUUUGUCACAAUUGUAAGAAGUCAUGAUAAGAUGUUGCCGUUGAAUUUCACAAUAAUACAACUACAGGUAUUUCUGCUAUAAUGUGUGUUUUAUUAACGUGAAUUGGCUGUAACGCAAUUGAUUAAUAGUGUUUUAUUAACGUGAAUUGGCUGUAACGCAAUUGAUUAAUAGUGCACACUGUUUGAAUAAUGCAAGCUUUCUACUGUACAAUGUAGUGAUUUGCCUAUAAUGCAAUUUUCCAUAGCACGGGAUCGCAAAAGCAUGUAACUGUCACGUUAUAGGAGAAAUACCUGUGAAUAGAAAUGCAUUCCAUUCAGAAAUGUGAGCAUUGUGGGAAUUCUACAAAACUACCUGAACAUUAAUAGAUACAAAAAUUAUUGUGAGCUAGGUAUCUAAUUUUCUUGUGAAUAUUAAACCUGGAAAUGUGCCUGUAAUCCGUUAGUCAAUGUGUGCCCCACAUGAGUAAACAGAAUACAAUUAACAUGUUUUCAGAAGAGAUUUAAAUUACUUUAAUCCAUUUAAGGCUGGAUUUAUGAUGCAGCAAUGAUACUUGCUUGUGGCAAAAAUUUGCAUGUUCACAUGGUCUGGCUGACCAGGAAACCGUCUUGAUCUUACUGCUUACCAUCAAGUCCUUCCAUGGUUCAACCUGGAGAGGUAGGGGUGGCAGCACUGUGCCAUUACACCUCCCUGCAUUGAUCAUUAUAAUUAAGCAUUUCCUGAAGAGCAAGUGUGACACUCCUUUGUGAUAACACUGGUUUUCCUGUUAUCUUAAAAAUCUAUAAUGUUUGACCAUUGUUAAAGUAAAUUUAUUUACACUGUGGAAAUAAUGCGUUCAGUAUAUUGAGUUGAAUUUUUUGUUUUAUCAUAAAAUUAAACAUGCUGAUUCAUUACA
Molecule: messenger RNA, 2934 nt
Organism: Rhincodon typus (whale shark)
Lineage: Eukaryota; Metazoa; Chordata; Chondrichthyes; Orectolobiformes; Rhincodontidae
Product: phosphopentomutase-like
Exons: 9
Coding region: 84-1151 (355 amino acids)
Biological process (GO): carbohydrate metabolic process; purine ribonucleoside salvage
Molecular function (GO): phosphopentomutase activity
Source: RefSeq, a predicted model, not a curated record